This is a messenger RNA of Ostreococcus lucimarinus CCE9901, 2175 nucleotides long. RefSeq lists its product with no specific name. Gene Ontology annotation, molecular function: hydrolase activity, hydrolyzing O-glycosyl compounds. Gene Ontology annotation, biological process: carbohydrate metabolic process. Bases 1 to 2148 code for a protein of 715 amino acids. The transcript has a single exon. The record is from RefSeq and is a predicted model, not a curated record. NCBI's taxonomy places the organism in Eukaryota, Viridiplantae, Chlorophyta, Mamiellophyceae, Mamiellales, Bathycoccaceae.
AUGGGCGGCGCGCGCGCGUCGAGACCGGACGGCGCGCGCGCGAGGGCGACGGCGACGGCGAGAGGGACGAGGACGGAUGGAUUGGAGAUUUCGAGCGGCGAACCGGCGCCGCUGGGACCGACGGCGACGACGUCGGGAGGGAUAAACUUCGCGACGUACAGCGAGAGCGCGAGCGAGGUGAGCCUGUGCGUGUACGAUGAGAGCGAUGAUUGGAGCGAGGCGACGCCGCGGUGGGAGGUGCCGAUGACGAGGACGGGGAACGUGUGGCACGCGCGCGUCGAGCGCGGGGCGCCGAGACGAGGGGCGAGGUACGGGUAUCGAUGCAAGGGCGCGGGGGGGUGGGAGACGGGCGCGCGAUGGUACGAGGAUCGGGUGAUGAUGGAUCCGUACGCGCCGCUCGUGGAGGCGCGAAGGAAGGUUUUCGGGGAAGGGCCGAAACACGCGACGCACGGCGACGUCAACGAUCCCGACAUGUUGAGCGGGUACGAUUUCGAAUCCGAGCCGUUCGAUUGGGCGGGCGUGGAAUCGCCGAAGAUCGAAGAGAAAGAUAUGAUCGUUUAUGAAAUGACGGUGCGCGCGUUCACCGCGGAUGCGAGCUCGGGGUUGGAUGAGAAGACGAGAGGUUCGUACGCGGGCGUCGCCGCCAGGGUGGAUCACUUGAAAGCGCUCGGCGUCAACGUCGUCGAGCUCUUGCCGGUGUUCGAAUACGACGAGAUGGAGUUUCAACGCAUUCCGAACCCGCGCGAUCACAUGAUAAACACGUGGGGUUACAGUACGAUGAGUUUCUUCGCGCCGAUGUCGCGGUUCGGCACAAAGGGCGCGUCCGCGGCGCGAGCGUCUCGAGAGUUCAAGGAGAUGGUGAAAGCGUUACACGCGGCCGGGAUCCAAGUCAUUCUCGACGUCGUGUACAAUCACACGGGAGAGAUGAACGACGAGUUGCCGAACCUGUGUUCUAUGCGUGGAAUCGACAACAAGACGUAUUACAUGACGGACACGUCAAAGUACGUGCAAAUGUUAAACUUUACGGGGUGCGGCAACACGCUGAAUGCGAACCAUCCGUACGUUUCCAAGUUCAUCGUCGAUUCGCUGAAACACUGGGUGCGAGAAUAUCACGUCGACGGCUUCCGUUUCGAUCUCGCCAGCGCGCUGUGCCGGGACGAGAAGGGACAUCCCAUGAACUCGCCUCCGGUGAUUCGAGCCAUCGCGAAGGAUCCCGAACUUUCGCACGUCAAGCUCAUCGCCGAGCCUUGGGAUUGCGGCGGACUGUACCAAGUCGGUAGUUUCCCCAACUGGGACCGCUGGUCUGAAUGGAACGGCGCCUAUCGCGACGUGUUGCGGCGCUUCAUAAAGGGCGACGAGGGCGUCAAGAGCGACUUUGCGAGACGCAUCAGCGGCUCUGCCGACAUGUACCACACGAACAAACGCAAGCCAUACCACUCGGUCAACUUUAUCACCGCGCACGAUGGGUUCACGCUUCACGAUCUGGUCAGCUACAACGGUAAGCACAACAUGGCAAACGGGGAAUCAAACAACGACGGCUCGAACGACAACUUGUCUUGGAACUGCGGACACGAGGGCGAAACUGGCGACAAGGCGGUGCGAGGACUUCGCUGGCGUCAGAUGAAAAACUUUCAAGUGGCGCUGAUGAUCUCUCAAGGGACGCCCAUGAUGGUGAUGGGCGAUGAGUACGGUCACACACGGUACGGGAAUAAUAACACGUACGGCCACGACGACAAGUUGAACAACUUUCAGUGGAACGAACUCGAAAAGCAAAAAGCGCACUACUUUCGAUUUUCGUCCGAGAUGAUCAAGUUCCGACUUGCGAACCCUUUGCUCGGUCGCGAAGACUUCUUGAACGACGAUGACGUCACGUGGCACGAAGAUCGAUGGGACGAUCCGUCGUCAAAGUUUUUGGCGUUUACGUUGCACGACCGCGGGCAAGGUUUCGGCGAUACAUACAUCGCCUUCAACGCGCACGAAUUCUACGUCGACGCCGCGCUACCUGCGCCACCUCACGGUAAGCGUUGGGCGAGAGUCGUGGACACAAACUUGCCAUCGCCCGAAGACUUCAUCGCGGAGGGCAAAUUUGGCGUCGAGUCGCGAUAUAACGUCGCGCCGCGCGCGAGCGUUAUCCUCGUCGCCAAGUAGAGCUACUGUACCUUAUAUAUAGAUGCC